Messenger RNA from Eupeodes corollae, 3750 nucleotides. It is a transcript of the gene SA1, whose product is annotated as cohesin subunit SA-1. Bases 213 to 3599 code for a protein of 1128 amino acids. Lineage: Eukaryota; Metazoa; Arthropoda; Insecta; Diptera; Syrphidae. Gene Ontology annotation, molecular function: chromatin binding. The record is from RefSeq and is a predicted model, not a curated record. Gene Ontology annotation, cellular component: cohesin complex; nucleus; chromatin. Gene Ontology annotation, biological process: sister chromatid cohesion. The transcript is spliced from 13 exons.
UUAAUGGCGUUUAUUUGUGUAAGGAAAACCAAACCAGACGCUAUUUUAAAAACAAUUCCAAUUAAUCUGUUAAUUUUAUAUUUCUCAUCCUAUUUGUUCAUUUAAAAAUGUUCUUAGUGUAAAAUAAUUGUUCUUAGUUAUUUAUUUAAAUAAAUUAGCCAUCCUUCAAAAAGGAUUUAUUGUGAGAAAAAGACCCAACAAGAAACUUGAAUAUGUUAGCCAGAAGAGGCGGCAAAAGAAUCAGGAUGGAUGAUCCUCCUCCAGAUUAUGAGGACGAAAGGGAGCCUUUAAACGAGAGUGUUUCGGAUGGAGUUGAGGGUGAAAGUCCAACAAAACGUAUGACUCGUCUGAGAGCUCGAGGAGGGGUCCGAGACAAGCCACCGAUUAUUGACGAUGAUGAAGAUGAUUUCUUUGCCCCCGUGAUUAAGAAACGCAAACAAGCACUACCCGCCAAGCCUCCCAGAGAGAAACGUGAACGCGUCGAACGUGUACGAAAAGUCGAUGAAGACAAAGAACAGGAGCGUAUAGAUAAGGAGCGCGAUGUCACAACAGAUGAAUCCAGUCUCUACUAUAUUGUCCGUCAUUCCAAAGCUGCCAUUGCCAGCAUUGUCGAUGACUGGAUUGAGAGCUACAAACAGAAUCGAGACACUGCAUUGAUAGCGCUGAUGCAAUUCUUUAUCAAUGCCAGUGGGUGUAAGGGAAGAAUCGCUGAAGAUAUGCCACACCCAAUGGAACACACAGCUGUCAUUCGUAAAAUGACUGAGGAAUUCGAUGAGGAAAGUGGUGAAUAUCCACUCAUAAUGCCAGGUGCCCAAUGGAAGAAGUUUAAAAUGAAUUUCUGUGAUUUUGUGCAAACAUUGGUAAAACAAUGCCAAUACUCGAUUAUCUACGAUCAGUUUCUGAUGGACAAUGUUAUUUCGUUGCUCACCGGACUCUCGGAUUCACAAGUACGAGCUUUUCGUCAUACAGCAACGUUAGCAGCCAUGAAGUUGAUGACCGCUUUGGUUGACGUGGCUCUCUUAGUAUCGUCUAACUUUGAAAACGCCGCAAAACAAUAUGAAGCUGAAAGAGUAAAAACUCGCGAUCGCAGAGCCACAGAUCGUCUCGAAUCGCUGAUGACUAAACGCGCUGAACUCGAGGAGAAUAUGGAUGAAAUAAAAAAUAUGCUAACUUAUAUGUUUAAAUCGGUCUUUGUCCAUCGAUACAGAGAUACUCUGCCAGAUAUCAGAGCCAUUUGUAUGUCAGAAAUCGGUGUCUGGAUGGACAACUAUUCACAGAAUUUCUUAGAUGAUUCGUAUCUGAAGUACAUCGGUUGGACUUUGCACGACAAAGUUGGUGAAGUGCGUCUGAGGUGUCUACAAGCCUUGUUGCCACUUUACGAGAGAGAUGCCCUCAAGGGAAAACUUGAACUAUUCACAUCCAAAUUUAAGGAUCGAAUUGUUGCCAUGACAUUGGACAAGGAAUUCGAUGUGGCCGUUCAUGCUGUCAAACUUGUUAUAAGCAUUUUAAAAAUUCACCCUGACAUCUUGGCAGACAAAGACUGUGAAAUUGUCUAUGAACUGGUGUAUUCUUCACAUCGUGGUGUUGCCCAGGCUGCAGCUGAGUUCUUGAAUGUACGUCUGUUCCAUUUGACACCCGACAUGGAGGAAGUAAAGACCAAACGUGGCAAAUUACGUUUGCCAAAUACUCCCCUGGUCCGCGAUUUGGUUCAGUUCUUUAUUGAAUCGGAAUUGCAUGAACAUGGAGCGUAUUUGGUUGAUUCCUUCAUUGAUAACAAUGCCAUGGUAAGAGACUGGGAGUGUAUGACCGAUUUACUGCUGGAAGAACCAGGACCAAAUGAGGAGCAAUUGGACAACAAACAAGAAUCGACUCUGAUCGAAAUUAUGGUCAGUAGUGUAAAGCAAUCGGCCACGGGGGAGGCACCAGUUGGUCGAGCAAGCAACAGAAAAAUCACUUUGAACGUCAAGGAAGUUAAGGCGAUUCAAGACGAGAAAAUCAAACUCACCGAACACUUCAUUCUCACACUGCCUCCGAUGUUGGAGAAGUAUCAGGCUGAUAGUGAAAAGUUGACGAAUCUUUUAUCGAUUCCUCAGUACUUUGAAUUGGAUAUCUACACAACUUCCAGACAGGAAUCGAAUCUACAGGCGCUGUUGGAUAAGAUGGGACAGAUAAUGUCCAAGCACACUGAUCGAGAUGUUCUCGAGACUUGUGCUAAAACUCUGGAAUAUCUUUGCUCCGAGGGAAGUGCCACCUACACUCGAUGUGAUGUAGCUCGAUCGAAUAUCAUCGAUAAUUGUGUCAACAAGUACAAGGAUGCCAUCGAUGAAUGGCGUAAUCUUAUUGCAGGCGAAGAACUUCCAAAUGAGGACGAAAUUUACACAAUUAUCAUAUCUCUGAAAGUGGUUUCGAUAUUGUUCUCCUGUCACAAUCUGAAUCCAUGGAACCUUUUUGAUUCUCUGUAUCAAGACAUUGAGGAGAGUCAAUCAAAGGAGAAUCCUGGACGUGGACUGCCAAAUGAAGCUCUGGCUUAUUGCAUUGAAGCUUGCUAUUUCUCCCUCACCUGGGGUUUGUAUUAUUUGGAGAAUCAAUGCGAGAGCUCAAGUGUCCAGAGUGGAUGUGCGGAGUUGAAGACAAAUUUACACAAAUAUAUGAACGCCUGCUGUGAAUUGACUCGUGAUGGCCCAACUCAACAGAUUCAGGAAUCGGCUUAUCAGUCAGUUUGUGAUCUUCUGAUAAUCUUCUCGGAUCAAUUGUCCACGAAUGAAAAUGAACACAUCCGAAUUUUGGAAUACAAAUCUGCUUUAGACGAGCAGUUGAUUUUAAACAACUUUGUCCAGCAUUAUGUCUUCUCCCUAAAACCUGAAGAAUGUCACGAUGAAACUCGCAUCGAGGAGCUACAUAAGAAGAGGAACUUCCUAGCAUCUUACUGUAAACUUAUCGUUUACAAUAUCAUACCAACAAAGAGUGCAGCUGGACUGUUCAAACAUUAUGUCAGAUGCUACAAUGAAUAUGGAGACAUAAUCAAAGCCACCUUAGGCAAAGCAAGAGAAAUCAACAAGGUUAACUUCUCGUUAACGCUUUUGUUGAGUUUAAUCGCUGUCUUUAAGGAGCUUCAAACGCAAUCGGAAAGUGGAAUUAUCUCCAAAUCGUCUCAUGAUUUUAGCGAGUUAAAAGAAUUGGCCAAGAGAUUUGCUCUCACAUUUGGUUUUGAUGCUAUAAAGAAUCGUGAGCCAAUAAUAGCAUUACAUCGAGCUGGAAUUCUCUUUGCAGUUCAUGAUAUUCCCGAAGAUCCAUCAGCUGCUCCAACUCGACUUUUGUUUUUGGAAAUAUUGAAUGAAUUCAAUAACAAACUUUUGAAGCAAGAUAAGAAGGUUAUUUUGAAUUUCCUCGAUCGCCGGAUAUCACCGGGGAUGCCUUCGAGCAAAGCCGAAGAAUGGCAACCCCUGGUUUUAUAUAGAAAUUCGUUGCUUCAUGGUGAAACUGACCAACCACCGCCAGUGGCUACUAAAAAGGCCUAUCAUAGAAAACGACGAGAUCAUGAUGACGACGACGAUGAUGAUUAUGAUGACGAUCUAAAUGACCCAGACUUUAGGGGAUAAAUGGAGUUUUUUUUUAUGUAUAAUCUUAAUAAAUUGAGAAUUUUUUUUUAAUUAUAAUUUAGUUAAAAUUGAAGUUAAAAUACUAAAAUUGAGGAUUAAGAUCAUAAAAGAAUUCUAUUAAAAAUAAAGAAUCAUAUGUUUUUAAUGUCAA